Messenger RNA from Penicillium roqueforti, 1605 nucleotides. Its product is annotated as putative integral membrane protein Pth11-like. Lineage: Eukaryota; Fungi; Ascomycota; Eurotiomycetes; Eurotiales; Aspergillaceae. The transcript is spliced from 2 exons. The coding region runs from base 1 to 1605 and encodes 534 amino acids. The record is from RefSeq and is a predicted model, not a curated record.
AUGGCCUCCAUGGCCUCCAGCGCCAUGUCGCUAGUCGCGCGUGGCAUUUAUUCCGAGAAUCUGCCGGCCAUACAGAGCAGAUCUGAGAUCAAUCCGACGCUCAUGAUGAGCUGGUGGGCUACCAUAUUCUCCUUGGUGAUCAUCGUCGUGCGCCUAUGUGGUCGUUAUAUUCGCGUCGAGCGCUUUUUCACCGAGGACAAGGUCAUGAUGAUCAGCGUCAUUCCCUUGCUGAUUCGCAUGGUCCUCGUGCAUUUCGUUCUCAUCUUGGGGACCAACAAUACCACCACCAUCGGCUUGACAGAGAAGGAGAUCGCGAAUCGAGAGCUGGGCAGUAAGCUGGUUCUUGCUGCGCGUAUCUUCUACGCCGUCUUCAUCUGGACGACCAAAGUGACCAUGUGCGAAUUUCUAAAGCGAGUCACAGGGCUUGCCUGGCGCCGAUCGACAACUUUCUUCCUCCGCUUCAUCUCCUACUUCCUUGUCUCAACCCUAAUAGCCGUGGUCAUCGCAACCCUGGCCGAAUGCCAGCCUUUCUACCACUACUGGCAGGUCGUCCCAGAUCCGGGCCCAACCUGCCGCGCCGGCUACGUGAACCUAAUAACAAUGGGUUCCUGCGACGUGCUGACCGACCUCCUCCUCGUGGCUAUCCCAAUCCCAAUAAUCCUCAUGGCGCAAAUGCCUCUAAAGCGCAGACUCACCCUAUCCAGCCUAUUCUGCCUAUCUCUGAUAUUGGUCGCCGUAACCUCCUACCGCGUCUCUUCUGUAAUUGACAAUGACGGCGCCCAAUCAUACCGUUCCCUUCUCGCCUCCCUCGAAAUUCUCGCCGCAACAGCAGUCGCCAACGUCCUCGUCAUAGGCUCCUUCGUCCGCGACCGCGGCGUCAAGAAACUCAAAUACAAGCGCGCCCAAGGCUCAGCCUCCGUCUCAGAAAGCAUGGACAAAUCCUUCCUCCGCAGAAACACCGUCAUGCAAAACCAAUGGGGCUCAGACUCCGAGCUCGCAACCGGCCUCUGCAUCCGUCUAGACCCAGACAUCUACACAAUCCCCGACACCCCAGACACAACUCGUCUCCCCAGACCAGCGCCCAUCACCCCACCAGCCGCACGAACCGGCGCCCUCGAUCCAGCAUGGUCGUUCACGACAACCCGUCGCUCGGACGACGACCACGCCUCGACAACAGACAGUCUCGAGCGCAAAGUCUCGCCGCACGAGUACCUGCGCACAAACCAGUCCCCGCGCCAAAGCGUGCCCUCAGACACGCCGCGCCGCGUGUCGUUCUCCGAUGUCGGCGGUUUGCUGACAAGAGCCCUGCCGGAGUCUGGGCCGGAGCAUGUGCGCGCCCAGACGUGCUUGUCCUCGCCCGUGGAGCCUGUGCAGCGCCGGCGAGGCGGCGGCAGCCGUGCCUUUUUAGAGGAUUUGGGGAUCUUCAGUCCGUCGCGUGCUAUCUUCGGGCAUCGCUCGCCGCUUCCUGGGCCGGCGGACCUGCCGUUUCCCGCCUCGGCUUUUGGGAAUCGGUCGGUUGCGAUGCCCGGUUCUUCGGAUUCCACGCUUGACACUGAUGUCGAGCUUCAUGAUGUUGGGGGGUUGUUAUCGCGAAAUGAUCGGUAA